This is a messenger RNA of Stylonychia lemnae, 381 nucleotides long. Lineage: Eukaryota; Ciliophora; Spirotrichea; Sporadotrichida; Oxytrichidae. The record is from the annotation of a GenBank genome assembly.
AUGGCAAAUUCAGGGGCAACACUUCAGAACUACAACACCGAGCUUAUCAAGAUGCUUGAGACCAUUAAGGAGAACAGAGACGAGGUCUAGGUUGAGAUUGAUGCCGAAGAGUCCGAAAAGAGACAAAUUGAAGAGAAUAUGAAGAUGCUUAGCCUGAGACUCUAGGAAUUGAACGAGUCACUCUCUAAGAAAUACAACACUCGCAAUGAAUUCGAUAAGACUAUUAGCGAGACUGAGAAUGCCUUUAUGAAGAUUUUAGAAUCCUCCCAGACCCUGCUCCAUGUCCUUAAAAAGGAAGGCGCCAGUCUGAAUAAAAAGAAAGCACAGACAUUAACAGGAGUAAAGAAGGGUGACUUUGAAACUCCUCAGAGAGAUCAUUGA